AUGAUUUCUGCUACAAAUUGGGUGCCAAGAGGAUUUUCUUCAGAAUUUCCUGAAAAGUAUGUUUUGGAUGAUGAGGAGGUGGAAAGAAUCAACCAAUUAGCACAAUUGAACCUAGAUGAUGCUAAAGCUACUUUAGAAGAGGCAGAAGGUGAAUUGGAGGUUGAAGUUAACACCAAGGCAGACGGUUCUGAUAAGUUGAAAGAUCAAUUAGACGUAGACGAUGAUUUGAAGGAGUAUAACCUGGAAGAAUACGAUAAUGAAGAAAUAACCGAUAAUGAGGGUGGCAAAGAUGUAUCUAUGUUUCCGGGACUAAGUAACGAUAGCGAUGUUAAAUUUCAUGAAGGUGAAGAAGGCGAAGAUCCAUACAUUUCAUUGCCUAAUCAAGAGGACAGUCAAGAGGAAAAGCAAGAAUUGCAGGUCUACCCAUCUGAUAAUUUGGUUCUUGCGACAAGAACAGAAGAUGACGUUUCAUAUUUGGAUGUUUAUGUUUACGACGAUGGUGCUGGGUUCCAUAGCGACGAUAUUCCCAUUGAAGAAGGUGACGAAGCUGAUCCAGAUGUUGCUCGUGGGUUAGUGCGUGAUCCUGCAUUAUACGUUCACCAUGACUUGAUGUUGCCCGCUUUCCCAUUAUGUGUGGAAUGGCUUGAUUAUAAAGUCGGAUCCAAUUCCGAAGAAGCUGCUAAUUACGCAGCUAUCGGUACGUUUGACCCACAAAUUGAAAUCUGGAACUUGGAUUGUGUCGACAAAGCGUUCCCUGAUAUGAUUCUGGGUGAACCUCAUGACAAUUCUAUGGCAUCUUUACAAAGCAAAAAGAAGAAGAAGAAAUCUAAAACUCAACACAUCACUACGCAUCAUACCGAUGCAGUUCUGUCUAUGGCACACAACAAACACUUCCGCUCCGUUUUAGCAUCCACCUCGGCAGAUCAUACCGUGAAACUAUGGGAUUUGAAUUCAGGUAACGCAGCCCGUUCUUUGGCUUCUAUUCAUUCGAACAAAAAUGUUUCAUCAUCUGAAUGGCAUAUGUUGAAUGGUUCCGUUCUUUUGACCGGUGGUUAUGAUUCUCGCGUGGCCUUAACAGAUGUUAGAAUCUCUGACGAGAGUCAAAUGAGUAAAUAUUGGUCUGUCAUGUCAGGUGAAGAGAUUGAAACUGCUACAUUUGCGAGCGAAAAUAUAAUAUUAUGUGGUACUGAUUCUGGUAACGUAUAUUCCUUCGAUAUUAGAAAUAGUGAAAACUGUAAACCCGUUUGGACAUUGAAAGCACAUGAUGCCGGUAUCUCCACAUUGUGUUCAAACAAAUUCAUUCCUGGUAUGAUGAGUACUGGUGCCAUGGGUGAAAAAACUGUCAAGUUAUGGAAAUUUCCUUUGGUUGAAGCUGCAAACACCAAAGGCCCAAGCAUGGUUCUGUCUCGUGACUUUGAUGUCGGUAAUGUUUUAACAUCGUCAUUUGCCCCAGAUGUUGAAGUAGCAGGUACCAUGGUUAUUGGUGGUGUCAAUAAAGUUUUGAAACUAUGGGAUGUUUUUACCAAUAGAUCUGUACGUAAAAGCUUUAAAACUGAAUUAGAGAACGUGCAAACGAGAGCUAAAGAAGAAGCCAAACAACUAGGGAAAAGUUCAAGAAUCGCAAGAAAAUACACUAAUAAUGAUAAUCCAGAUACUGUUAUAACCAUUGACGAUCAAGGUGAAGACGAAGAAGAAAGAGAAGGGGAAGAUGAGCAUGAUGACAUGGCAUGA
Molecule: messenger RNA, 1731 nt
Organism: Saccharomyces mikatae IFO 1815
Lineage: Eukaryota; Fungi; Ascomycota; Saccharomycetes; Saccharomycetales; Saccharomycetaceae
Gene: PWP1
Product: rRNA-processing protein PWP1
Exons: 1
Coding region: 1-1731 (576 amino acids)
Biological process (GO): rRNA processing
Cellular component (GO): nucleus
Molecular function (GO): protein binding
Source: RefSeq, a predicted model, not a curated record